Messenger RNA from Rubroshorea leprosula, 2647 nucleotides. Lineage: Eukaryota; Viridiplantae; Streptophyta; Magnoliopsida; Malvales; Dipterocarpaceae. The record is from the annotation of a GenBank genome assembly.
GGAGAAGCAGUGGAGCAGACAAUAAACGUUGGUUUUUUCUCUCCUUGGUUAUCCAUGUGCCUGUGUUGUUGAUGAGUACAGAAUGGUUUCCAACAAAGGCGAGACAACAAUUGAUAUCGAGUUUGAGACGGGGUUGGAGAAGAAGACGAUUCAGGCGUACGCACACCGGGUGAAGCAUGAUAAGACGGAAGCGAAGUAUGAGGCAGAGUUUACAGUUCCGGAGGAUUUUGGAGAGGUUGGAGCUGUCCUUGUGGAGAAUGAGCACCACAAGGAGAUGUUUUUGCAGAAUAUUGUCCUUGAUGGUUUCUGCAAUGGACCGGUUGAUGUGAAUUGUGAAUCUUGGGUUCACUCCAAGUAUGACAACCCCCAAAAGAGAGUCUUCUUCACCAACAAGUCAUAUUUGCCAUCAAACACACCUAGUGGACUGAGGCGGCUAAGAGAGGAAGAACUUGUGAUUUUGAGAGGAAAUGGACAAGGAGAGCGCAAGACUUUCGAAAGGAUCUAUGAUUAUGAUGUUUACAAUGAUCUUGGCGACCCGGAUAGUAAUCCCAGUAAGAAAAGACCGGUAUUGGGGGGGAAAGAAUUCAAAUAUCCUAGGCGUUGCCGAACAGGACGCCAACGUUGUAAAACAGAUCCAAAUUCCGAGGUAAGGAGCAGCAGUGUCUACGUGCCCAGGGACGAAUGCUUCUCUGAAGUUAAGCAGCUAACGUUCUCUGCAAAGACGGUGUAUUCGGUGCUUCACGCGGUGGUGCCGUCGCUAGAGACCGCGCUUGUGGACGCUGACCUCGGAUUUCCGUACUUCACGGCCAUAGAUCAGUUGUUCAAUGAGGGGAUUAACUUACCGGCCCUUCAAAAGCAGGGGUUUUGGAGAGACCUUCUUCCCCGGCUUCUCAAGGCCAUCUCUGAUGGACGUGAAAGUUUGCUGCGAUUUGAGACUCCUGAAACGAUGGAUCGGGAUAAAUUCUUUUGGUUUAGAGACGAGGAAUUUGCUCGGCAGACCCUCGCUGGUCUCAACCCAUGUAGCUUACAGUUAGUCACGGAAUGGCCAUUGAAGAGCAAAUUGGAUCCCAAAAUUUAUGGACCUGCAGAAUCUGCAAUCACUACUGAAAUGAUUGAGCAAGCAAUCAAGGGUUUCAUGUCUGUUGAGGAGGCUAUAAAACAAAAAAAGUUGUUCAUCUUGGAUUACCAUGACUUUUUAUUACCAUAUGUCAAGAAAGUGAGAGAGCUCAAAGGGACGACACUAUAUGGAUCAAGAACACUGUUCUUCUUAAACCCAGAUGAUACUUUAAGGGCUUUAGCCAUCGAGCUGACUAGACCCCUCAUUAAUGGGCAGCCACAGUGGAAGGAAGUGUUUACUCCUGCUUGGCAUUCCACUAGUGUUUGGCUCUGGAGGCUUGCAAAAGCUCAUGUUCUUGCUCAUGAUGCUGGAUAUCACCAGCUUGUCAGUCACUGGUUGAGAACUCACUGUUGCACAGAACCUUACAUAAUUGCUACCAACCGACAACUCAGUAGGAUGCAUCCCAUCUAUAGAUUGCUUCAUCCUCAUUUCCGAUACACAAUGGAGAUCAAUGCACUGGCUCGAGAAGCUCUAAUCAAUUCUGAAGGGAUCAUUGAGACCUCGUUCACGCCUGGGAAGUAUUCUUUGGAGGUCAGUGCCGUUGCCUAUGACUUGCAAUGGCGAUUUGACCACCAGGCACUGCCUGCAGAUUUAAUUAGUAGGGGAUUGGCUGUUGAGGACCCAUCUGCUCCUCAUGGCCUAAGGCUAACGAUUCAAGACUACCCCUUUGCCAAUGAUGGUCUUCUUCUCUGGGAUGCCCUCAAACAAUGGUUUACUGACUAUGUCAAUCACUAUUACCCAGAUGCAAGUUGCGUAGAGUCUGACAAAGAGCUUCAGGCAUGGUGGACUGAAAUCCGAACAGUUGGGCAUGCUGACAAGAAGGAUGAACCAUGGUGGCCUGUCCUCAAGACCCCAGAGGACCUAAUUCACAUUGUUACAACUAUGGCAUGGGUGGCUUCAGGUCACCAUGCAGCUGUAAACUUUGGCCAAUAUGCGUAUGGAGGCUACUUCCCUAACAGACCAACAAUUGCUAGAAUCAAGAUGCCUGUUGAAGACGGGAACGAGGAAGAAUGGAAAUUCUUCUCUACGAAACCUGAAGUGCUGCUUCUGCAAACCUUCCCUUCACAGAUUCAAGCAACUAGAGUGAUGGCAAUUUUGGACGUGUUAUCAAAUCAUUCUCCGGACGAGGAGUACUUGGGAGACAAAACAGAACCGGCAUGGAAUGAGAUUCCUGCUAUAAAGGGCGCAUUUGAAAGAUUCAAUGGGAGGCUGAAGGAAAUUGAAGGGACUAUUGAUGCAAGGAAUGGAGAUAAAUGUUUCAAGAACAGAACUGGAGUUGGGAUAUUGCCAUAUGAGCUUUUGAAGCCUUUCUCUGAGUCUGGAGUUACUGGAAAGGGUGUUCCUUACAGCAUCUCCAUCUGAAGUUAGUAACCUCAUGUCAAGGAAGAAAUUCAGACAAACAGAAGAAAUAAAUUGGAUGCAGAUAAUAAUGAUCUUCUAGGAGUAUGUAGGCCAAGUGCCUUCCUUACAUUCAGUGCUUGAGCACCGCCUUAUGUACCAUGCAAAAUUGCAAAUGCAAUGACUGAGAGU